This is a messenger RNA of Schizophyllum commune H4-8, 711 nucleotides long. RefSeq lists its product as uncharacterized. Lineage: Eukaryota; Fungi; Basidiomycota; Agaricomycetes; Agaricales; Schizophyllaceae. The coding region runs from base 129 to 584 and encodes 151 amino acids. The transcript has a single exon. The record is from RefSeq and is a predicted model, not a curated record.
CCGCACGCGAAGCGCAGAGCCUGUCUAGGACACGGUCACCUGAACCUUAGCGUCCUUCAUCCUCCCGCGCUUCCUUCCCACCCAGGAAUUCGCCGGACGUUCUCCUUGUACGUCCGCCUUGGCGUUCGAUGAAAAGAAUGUCCGUGUCCGUGCACAAUGGCUGGCCGAGGUGCCCGAACGAGGGUCUCGCAACUGAAUCCUCGAACCUUGAACCCUGUCCGCCUUCCAUCCCAUACCACGUCCCAAUCUCCAGAAUCCCAAACCGCCCGGCCCUCCAUUGCGCAAUCAUCGUACAUUCGAGCCUCCCAGUCCCAUACUCGACCGCAUCGCGCCCGUCGAGGAGCCCUCGCCCCGGUCGUCCGCGUCAAACCGCCUUCCACCUUCAAAACCUCCACCACCUCCAAACAACCCUCCGCCACUUCUCCUGCCUCCAUACGCGCUGCUUCUUGACGGAGCGCCGAAUAGCCCAGCAGGUCUCGGCACCUGCACACGCUCCCGCUCCCAGUCCCACUCUCUCGCCCGCUGCUCCUGACCCCUUCGGUUCCACAGCUGCGACGCCAGACCGCCAACGGCGGCGCCCGUGAGGAAGGAGCCCCAGCCUGGGGCACCGGCUGCUUGUUGUGGGAUGCCUGAGGAGGUAGAUGGGUACUUGGAAUACGGCGGUGGCGUGUCGAAGCGGUUUGGGUCGGGGGUGUCGUCGAAGUGGGGGAA